Mercurialis annua (annual mercury) is the source of this 1173-nucleotide messenger RNA. RefSeq names its product protein MAIN-LIKE 1-like. The record is from RefSeq and is a predicted model, not a curated record. The transcript has 4 exons. Lineage: Eukaryota; Viridiplantae; Streptophyta; Magnoliopsida; Malpighiales; Euphorbiaceae. Bases 1 to 1173 code for a protein of 390 amino acids. Gene Ontology annotation, biological process: meristem maintenance; meristem development.
AUGUUUGAUCAUCUGGAUAUCCCGCUCCUUUCAGCAUUUGUGGAGCGAUGGCACCCAGAUACAAACUCUUUUCACCUGCCAUUCGGGGAGAUGACCAUCACAUUACAUGACGUGUGGCAUAUUCUUACCAUUUCAGUUGGUGGAGCUAUGACUUCAGGUAUUCUCCCAGAGGAUCUGGUGAUUAAGACGACCAAGCAUUUUUCCCAGGGAGGUGUGUUGAUUGAGUCGAUCAUCGGUUUAUGUAGGCAGGGCCGUAUUGCAGAGGUGGAGGCGAUAGCCUGGAUCUGGUUGACGUUAGGUUGCACUUUAUUCGUUGACAAGAGUGGCCAUCGGAUUAGACCUGCAACCAUUUGGGAGGUGCGGGAUGGAGUCACAGAUGCGAGUAUAUUUUCCUGGGGCUCAGCUGCACUAGCUUAUCUAUAUCGGCAGCUUGGAAUCUCAUCGAGAGGAGAUUGCUCGGGUUUGAUUGGGUGUCUGACACUGCUGCAAGCAUGGAUUUAUGAGUACUUUACAUGCUUUCGACCCCAGCGAGAGCAGCUGCUGAUCGAGGCUCAUCUACCUCGAGCUUCCAGUUGGAGCGCUACUGCGUCGGAGUGUUCAGGCCUCCGGCUUCGGGCCUUGCGAGCUCGUUUGGACCAAUUGACUGCUGAGGAGGUACCGUACCGGGACAUUGUCGAGCCAUACAUUCCUUUUAAGAUUCUGCGACAGCUGGGUUAUGUGCAGACUAUACCUGUGCCAAUGUUUCGGACAAUAGGGGCUGUUAGGUCCUGGAAGUCAAUCAAGUACUCUAUGGAGAUGAGUAUGACGAUUGCGGUUGACAUGUGGACUGCUUUUCCGACCAUGUACAAGCCGCCGUUCAUGGGCUUUGAGGCAGCCCACGUUAUUGCUGGAGGAUGUCAUCCAGCGUACUUGGAUUGGUACGAACGGCAUUCGCAUCCGCGUGUCCGUCCUGACAUAGAGCUUCCACGAGCAUAUCCUCCUCGCUCCAACAACGAUUAUUGGAUGACGCUGCUGACUACCGAGUUCGAGCAUUUUCUCGGAGAUUUUAGCUCGAUUACCGCCCAGCAUAGGCAGCACUGCGAGUUUGAGGGCAUUCCGGAGUUGGAGCAGCGUACGGAGGAGGCUAGCGCUACUUUGGAGAGAGUCAUGGCCGCUUGGCGUAGGGCUGAUUGA